Aspergillus heteromorphus CBS 117.55 is the source of this 1004-nucleotide messenger RNA. RefSeq names its product putative C2H2 finger domain protein. NCBI's taxonomy places the organism in Eukaryota, Fungi, Ascomycota, Eurotiomycetes, Eurotiales, Aspergillaceae. The coding region runs from base 215 to 550 and encodes 111 amino acids. The transcript is spliced from 3 exons. Gene Ontology annotation, molecular function: nucleic acid binding; zinc ion binding. The record is from RefSeq and is a predicted model, not a curated record.
CCCCAGCUGACUUUGACCAAUAACGGGCAACGUGUUUCAGGAAAUUCUGCUUGCGCACACAAAGGCGGAAUUUUCGAGAUAAGCGACCCGCUCUCGCAGCGCCUAAGGUCUUAGUUUCAUUCCGUAUAUCGGGGGAAAACCACUUUGCGACGCUCACUGGAAGCAUACCCAUACUAGGUAUACUGACUACGGUUUUUGGCCCGCUAUCAUCAAAAUGGGUGCCGUCAGGAAAAUCAAGACCAAGCGCAUGACCAGAGGUUAUGACCAGGUCCGAGAAGAUAUCGCAUCCUCCAAGCACCUCGCUCAAUACAAAGCUACGAAAGACGCGGAGGACCUUCCAGGUCUAGGAAGACACUACUGUGUCGAAUGUUCAAAAUGGUUUGAAAGCGAAUUCAACCUGGUCGCCCACAGGAAGGGCAAGAACCACAAGAAGAGGGUCCGCAUCUUGCGCGAAGAAGCCCAUUCACAGAAAGCUGCCGAAGCUGUUAUCGGCUUGGGCACAGACAACGGUGUGAGGUCGAAAGACGCGGAGGUCGAAAUGGAAGAUUAGAUUGUGGAAAAUGAGUCUGAAAUGGCACUGCAGCCAUCCAUCGACUGUCCAUAUGAGCAGCGCCGGCUCAGAGACCCUGCCAAAGCUCCCUGGCAGGAUAUCUAGAGCUCACCGGUCUUGAAAAAAUUUUUGCGCAUCUACGCGUUUUUUGCCGUUGUUGGUCCACGCGCCAUAUUACUGGCUGCGCGCAGACAAGGCUCGUGACCCAAUCAGCGAUGGACCCAAUUCGCAGGUGACACGUGAAGCCGCAUUCGCCGAAAACCGCCUCCGGCGGGCGAUGAGUUUCCGGGUACGCCGGUUCCGUUCUGCGGAAACUCGCUCAAAACCGCCGUUUCUCGGAGUGUCGUAUAGCCAGGUCCCCACUCUAUCGGACGCGGUUCCUUUAGGACGAAAUUAAUUUACAAGCUGCAAUAAUACGACACUUGUUGAUCGAGACUUGUAUAUGCUCCGUACU